CCAGACUGCGUGGCGAGCUAAGCCGAGAGGACAUGGGUGGUUGCCCUCGGAGGAACGCCUGUUUGCCAAUGCUUUCGCAUCUGGACCCAGGCUCCGCCGGCUCAGGAGUUCUGUAGCUGGAUCACCUAGGAAAAGAAAUUCAAAAGCCUUAAGAAGAAAGCAUUUCAACUUGUGAUAUUUAAUUUGCAGCUGGAAAUGGGGAAUGGACUGUCAGACCAGACUUCUAUCCUGUCCAGCCUGCCUUCAUUUCAGUCCUUCCACAUUGUUAUUCUGGGUUUGGACUGUGCUGGAAAGACAACUGUACUGUACAGACUGCAGUUCAAUGAAUUUGUAAAUACCGUACCGACCAAAGGAUUUAACACUGAGAAAAUUAAGGUAACCUUGGGCAAUUCUAAAACAGUCACUUUUCACUUCUGGGAUGUAGGUGGUCAGGAGAAAUUAAGGCCCCUGUGGAAGUCCUACACCAGAUGCACGGAUGGCAUUGUUUUUGUUGUAGACUCUGUUGAUGUUGAAAGAAUGGAAGAAGCUAAAACGGAACUACAUAAAAUAACUAGGAUAUCAGAAAAUCAAGGCGUCCCUGUACUUAUAGUUGCUAAUAAACAAGACCUAAGGAAUUCAUUGUCUCUCUCAGAAAUUGAGAAAUUGUUAGCAAUGGGUGAACUGAGCUCAUCAACUCCUUGGCAUUUGCAGCCCACCUGUGCAAUCAUAGGAGAUGGACUGAAGGAGGGACUUGAGAAACUACACGAUAUGAUACUUAAAAGAAGAAAAAUGCUGCGGCAACAGAAAAAGAAAAGAUGAAUAGUAAUACCUUUUAUGUUUGUGUGGAGUAGGUUUUCUCUGGUCUGAUUUUGACAAAUGGAAGCGUAUCUGCAGCCUGGAUUGCCUGCCUGCCCUCCUGGAUGCUGUGAAAGCUUUGUUUUGUUGAACACUGAGAUGCCCAACGCUCUUGCUUUGUGGAAGAGGAGUAAAUGCAAUGCUUCUGAAAGAGGUCUCGGGACUACCGUUUUUGGAAGCCAAGCAAGGAGAGUAAAUUCACCAGGAAACAAUUGUGGAAAUUUGACCAGAAGUUAGUGAAAUAAACAUUGAAGAGUGUCUACCUAGUGUUGUGCUUAUAUCUUUUGGGGUGGGGGUGGAGUCCUGUGAAAGGGAUUUGCAUACAAGGCUUUGUAAGUUAAUGUUGAAUGCUAAUGAAUGGAAAUGUUAAGGUAAAAUACCCACACACACAGUUAUAUGAGUCCCAUCAGUCCCUUUUUUUGAUGUAAGGGACAAGAAAGAGGUGUUUGCUUUUUUUACAAUUUUGGCCAAAUGAUUUUUUAACAGUUUUUGGAAUCACAUAAUUUAAUGCUAUGUCUUAAUUCUAGAUGCUUUUAAGUUGGCUUAAGCUUAAAACAAUCAAAAAUAAGUAAUUGGCAUAUUCAAGUGCAUGCUUAAGUUUUCCUGACAAAGCAUGUUUUAGUGUGUAGUCUUUAGAAAUAACUAUGCAUCUUUUACAUGGUCAGGUUUAAAACACCUUUUGGGGGUUUAGGUAUGUCAUAGAAAUAGUUUGCUGUCAGAAGCACUUUCACUUGAAUAACCUAAAAUAAUUUACUUCUAUAUAGUAAAUUUGGAUAUGUAGAUGCAUAUAUGUAUGGAUUUAUGAAGUAAUUGAUGAAUUCAAUCAGAAGGAUGAACUUGUGAUAUAUGGCCUCAAUUUGUUAAGAAAUUGUUGUCUUAUUAAUGUAUAUACUUGAGUGUAAGCUGACCUGAAUAUCAGCUAAUACUAGUCAGCUGAGGCACCUAAUUUUACCACAAAAACUGCAUAAAAAAUGUGCUGAAAAAUCUGGCUUAUGCUUGAGUAUAUAUGGUCAUUGCUGGCUGAACACAGAUGUAGUUUUUCACAUAUUUUUGUAGUGUUUGAGGAGGAGCAAAAGCUUUAGAAACCACUUGCUGCACUGUGGAGUGAAAAUAUUAAAAAAUGUCCUAUGUGUGCACUAAGCUUUAAGUUUUUGUUUACAAACUGAUCAGUGUUACAUGGGCAGUCCAAUCCUGGUUAUAGGAAAGAAAAAGUGGUUGAAAACUACAGUGAAGAACUUUAAAGAAAACGGCAAAUGUCUAUUUUAUUAGUUACUCGGUGCUGUUUACAUUGGAGUAAAUUUAUUAUAAUGGAACACCUUUACCAAAUCCUCUCUAGGCAAAGACUUCCUGGUUUUCCAUUUGUUACUUCCAAUGUAGUUCCAUAUAUUAACAAAUCAGCAUUUCGAUGUGUAAAGCCAACAGCUGUUCUGAAGAUAACUAAAAGAAAUACACUUCAGUAGCAGAGUUUUGGCUUUGACUUCUAUGGUUCUUUUUUGUUUUUAUUGACGCAGCUGAGUUUUUGGAAACUUGAUUCUUGUUACAAAAUGAAGUAGCCUCCUGUGGAGCUUUCAUUUGUUAACUGUACCUGUACUAGUGACAGUCACUUAGAAUGUUUAUAUUUCUAGAAAUGUGGAUAAUCUAACUACCAAUAAACUACCUGAGGCACUAGGAGAUCA
Echinops telfairi (small Madagascar hedgehog) is the source of this 2510-nucleotide messenger RNA. RefSeq names its product ADP ribosylation factor like GTPase 4A (gene ARL4A). The transcript is spliced from 2 exons. Gene Ontology annotation, cellular component: cytoplasm. The record is from RefSeq and is a predicted model, not a curated record. Gene Ontology annotation, molecular function: GTPase activity; GTP binding. Lineage: Eukaryota; Metazoa; Chordata; Mammalia; Afrosoricida; Tenrecidae. The coding region runs from base 196 to 798 and encodes 200 amino acids. Gene Ontology annotation, biological process: vesicle-mediated transport; intracellular protein transport.